CAAUCAUGGCCGCACAACAGAUCGCAAACAUGGACAAGCUCCAACACAAAUCCAUAAUCACAACCCCCAACAACCUCACCUACAGCUACUACCUCUCCCCAAACUUCAACUCAAAACUAGACAAAAAUGUCCCAACUCUCAUGUUCCUCCACGGCUACCCGGACGACGCCUACAUGUGGGCAGGCGCAAUCCCGACCUUCCUCUCCCUCCCCUACCCCUUCAUCGUCCUCGAUCUCCUAGGUUUCGGCGGCUCCUCCAAACCCUCUGACGCCCAAUACUACAACUACCGCGCCCAAGCCAACAGCAUCACGCAAAUCCUGGACCACGAAAAAGUCCCCAACAACGUCAUCCCUAUCGGCCACGAUUGGGGUUCCGCAACCUCUCAACGGUUUUAUCUCUAUCAUAAAGAUCGUUGUGUAGGUUUAAGUCUUUUGAGUUUAGCGUAUCAGAUUCCUAGUUCGGAGAAAUUUGAUCUCAAAACUGCGAAUGUGGAAACAGAAAAAAGGUUUGGUUAUCCUCAAUGGGAAUAUUGGAAUUUUUUCACCAGAGCUGAUGCGGCGAAUUUGAUGAGGGAUAAUGUUGAGCGGUUUUGGGAUGUGAAUAAUGGACUUUAUAUUUCUGACAAGCUAGGUGAAGAAGGACGAGAUAUUUGGAUGCGAGAAAUGUUUUGCGUUCCGCAUGCUAUGGAUGAUUAUGUGGAUGGAAAAGGGAAAUGGGCUGGAGGGAAGAGAGUAGAAUUGAAACCUUAUGCGAAAGAUCCUGUACUGUUUCAACGAUUCAAGGAGCGUUUGUGUCGGGAUGGAUUUGAGGGGCCGGUGCAGUAUUACCAUUCUUUGAAGAAUAAUACGAUGAUUGAGGAUGAGAGGGAGUUGGUGGAGAAGAAGGAUGGGACGAAGAUUGAGGUUCCGUUGUUGUAUAUUGGGCAGACGGGGGAUUGGGUGUGUAGGGUGGAUUUGAUGGGGGAUGCGAAGGAGAAGGGGUUGGUGGGGGAUUUGGAGGAGAAGGUUGUGGAUGCUGGACAUUGGGUUUUGUAUGAGAAGCCUGAGGAGAUUGCGGAGAUUAUUAAGGAGUGGUUGGGGAAGAAGUUUCCGGUGAAGGCGUAG
This is a messenger RNA of Cercospora beticola, 1103 nucleotides long. RefSeq lists its product as uncharacterized. Gene Ontology annotation, molecular function: hydrolase activity. Lineage: Eukaryota; Fungi; Ascomycota; Dothideomycetes; Mycosphaerellales; Mycosphaerellaceae. The record is from RefSeq and is a predicted model, not a curated record.